AAAUACCAACGGUGAUGGGCAAAUCUCAAGGAUUUUCGCUAUAUCAAAAAGCAGAAAAGAAAGCUAAUCAAUCAGGUGGCUUAUUCAGUUGGGGUCCCAGUGCUACCAGAGAGCGUAAACAGGAUGCAGCAGAUAUGUUCAGGGAUGCAGCCAAUAAGUUCAAGAUUGACCAGUGCUUUAAAGAAGCUGGUGACUCUUUCAUCAGAGCAGCUGAAUGUGCUAUAAAAGCCGAUGAGAAAAACGAAGCUAAUCAGCACUUUUGGGAGGCUGCAAAGGCAUACAAGCAAACAAACCCUGAUCUCGCUGUAGAAGCUUACCAGAGAGCUGUCAACGGUUUACUCGAAUCUGGUAGAUUUAGACAAGCAGCUGACAGGAUGAAGGAAAUUGCAUCUAUAUACCUCAACGAACUCGCAGAUUUAACCCUGGCUUUAGAAUCAUACGAGAAAGCUGCACAAUGGUACGAACAGGAGGAUGCAAAAGCUACAGCGAGCGCAUGCUACAAAGACGUUGCAGACAUUGCAGCACAAUUAGAACAAUACAAGAGGGCUAUUAGUAAUUAUGAUAAAGUUAUAAAACAAUCACUCGAAUCACCGCUUACGAGGUUCAGUGUGAAAGAAUACUUCUUUAAGGCUGGCCUUUGUUGGUUAGCUGCAGGUGAUCUGGUCGACGCGGGUAGAGCUAUAGCCACAUUCGCAGAAAUGGACCCUUCGUUCAUGCAGACUAGAGAGCAUAAAUUCUUAUCAGGCGCCAUUGACGCAAUCGAACAGGGCGAUCAAGAACAAUACACAGGACUAGUCGUUGACUAUGACAAAAUGACGAAAUUAGAUAACUGGAAGACGACGAUCAUGCUUAAGAUAAAGAGAUCGAUCGACGAAGAACCUGGAUUAACUUGAACAUUUCUUGUAACUGAACUACCAACAUCUUUUAUGAAUGAUAAUAAAUUU
Molecule: messenger RNA, 944 nt
Organism: Wallemia mellicola CBS 633.66
Lineage: Eukaryota; Fungi; Basidiomycota; Wallemiomycetes; Wallemiales; Wallemiaceae
Product: vesicular-fusion protein SEC17
Exons: 2
Coding region: 15-893 (292 amino acids)
Biological process (GO): SNARE complex disassembly; intracellular protein transport
Cellular component (GO): SNARE complex; vacuolar membrane
Molecular function (GO): soluble NSF attachment protein activity; syntaxin binding
Source: RefSeq, a predicted model, not a curated record